UCACUUAGGACAACGUCUCCGUGUCGCUCCGUUUGGUUGUAUAAACCGAUAACGACAUGGUAUAACGGUGUGAGUUCCUAGAAAGCCUGAGCUUCAGGUAACUAGCCUACGCCCCUGCGUCAAAAGUGGAAAAAUGUCAACUAAGGAGGGAGAAGAAGGAAAAAAUGGUCAACCUGUGGCCAUGUCGCCUGAAAGAAUGGCCACCGACAAAAGCAGAGAAAGCCAGAACCAGCGUGAAGUCGAGGCAACAGGAGGAACCACAGACACCAGCACAACAGCAAAAAACCUGGCUUUGCUUAAAGCACACUCACUGGAUGUGAAGUUCGACGUCGGCGAGGAGUAUGAUGUCAUAGAAACCAUCGGCACAGGGGCUUAUGGCGUCGUCUCUUCUGCCAGGAGAAGGGACAAUGGCCAGCAGGUGGCGAUAAAGAAGAUCUCCAAUGCUUUUGAAGUGGUGACAAAUGCCAAACGCACUCUGCGAGAGCUCAAGAUUCUCAAGCACUUCAAACACGACAACAUUAUCGCCAUCAAAGACAUCCUGCAGCCUAACCUGCCUCACUCUGCCUUCAAGUCUGUGUACGUGGUGCUCGACCUCAUGGAAAGCGACUUGCACCAGAUUAUACACUCUGCCCAGACGCUUACCUCAGAGCACACACGCUACUUUCUGUACCAGCUCCUCCGUGGCCUUAAGUAUGUGCAUUCUGCCAACGUCAUCCAUCGUGACCUCAAACCCUCCAACCUGUUGGUGAACGAGAACUGUGAGCUAAAAAUUGGUGACUUUGGUAUGGCGAGGGGCCUAAGUUCACACCCUGAGGAGUCUCAUUCCUUCAUGACUGAAUAUGUGGCGACUCGAUGGUACCGUGCUCCUGAACUCCUACUGUCUCUGAAUCACUACAGCUUGGCCAUUGACCUGUGGUCUGUAGGCUGCAUCUUUGCAGAAAUGCUGGGGCGUAAGCAGCUCUUUCCUGGGAAGCACUACGUCCACCAGCUCCAGCUCAUUUUGUCUGUGUUGGGCACUCCUCCUGAGGGGUUAAUUAGUGCUAUUAGGGCUGACAGAGUGCGUUCUUAUGUUCAGAGUCUUCCAUCACGUUCUGCUGUGCCUUUGGCCAAACUGUACCCACAAGCUGAACCGGACGCUUUGGACCUGCUGGUCGCCAUGUUGCGCUUUGACCCUCGUGAAAGAAUCAGUGUUACACAAGCGCUGGAGCAUCCUUACCUCUCCAAAUACCACGACCAAGAUGAUGAGCCAGUUUGCGUGCCAGCUUUUGACUUUGAGUUUGACAAGCUGCCGAUGAACAAAGAACAAAUUAAAGAGGCGAUUCUGAUGGAGAUCCAGGACUUUCAUCGAAACAAGCAGGGCUGUCGUCAAAGGCUUCAGUUCAGGCCCUUGGCGAGGGCCAGCAGCAGAGCUGCAGCACAAAGCAGUACCCAGUGUAAUGCUCAGCCCUCGACUGUUAACCUGAGCAAAUCGACACUGGUUCCAAUGGCACAACACCCACAAGCAGCACAAAUACAGCAACAGCAAAUGAGAGAAGUGAAAUCUCAACAGCAACAAGAUCACACACCAGCAGAAAGGAACCACGCCUUUACAGAUCAGAUGCAAACCUUUAAUAAGCCAGCGUCUCUUUUAGAAGUCGCCCCGCCUCAUGUGACCCACAAUUUGCCUCCACUUUCUAAAAGCGAAAGUGGCCCAGUCGAUGUAGACAUGCCCAGUGCCAACUCAGACAGCGGCCAGCCAGAGACUAUAGAUUUAACAACACCGGUGUCGAGUCAGGACGCUUUGUCCGAAACAAUGAGAGACAGUGAGGUGCAGGAGCAGCUAAGCGGAAGUCAGGCUCCUCUGACUCAGCCCACCCAGAGCCAGUCCAUGACCCCGGCUCCUACCUCUAUUCCUGCAACGCCAGCACAGACCAUGACACCGCUGCCCACCGCUGUGCCUUCCCUUUGUCUCUCUGUGGCACAGGCCCAGUCACUGUCUCAGUCCCUUUCACAGUCACUGUCCAAGGGUGCCAGGCCUCCUCCAGGUCCGGGGGAGGGAACCAGAAAAGAGGGAGCCAUUUCAGAGGAUACUAAAGCCGCACUGAAAGCGGCUUUAUUGAAAUCAGCUCUCAGAAAUAAAGCCAGGGGUGAUGGAGUCAACUCUGCGCUGGGCGUUGAGGCUGCUGCAGGAGUAGGUGUAUCGUCCUUCCUGUCUUCUGUUCCCGAGUCCCGUCGGCCUGUCACUGCUCAGGAGCGUCAGCGAGAAAGAGAGGAGAAAAGAAGGAAGAGGCAGGAGCGAGCCAGAGAGAGGGAGAGGAAAAUAAAGGAAAAGGAGAGAAGAGAGGGGAAGCAGGGGGACUCGCUGGGUGGGGUUCUGCUGAGCGACGACGACAAAAGCCUUUUGCAGCGUUGGACACAGAUGAUGGUCAGCCGCAAUGAGAAAUCUCAGACUCCUAAUAACGACGCUGCAAAGAAUAAGGACUGUAAUGUGAACUCGCACCGAGGUGUAGCCAUCAGCGACAACACUCAAGGAGCACCGAACAGUAAACCGGGCAAAGAGGCAAGAAAGAUUCAGUCACAUGACCAGUUAAUUUCUCAAGUUAAACCAAACCAGCCGGGCUUGUUUCAGCCUCCAAGCACCCAGCAACCGUCAGUACUUUUCUCCAUGAGCCAGAGAAAACCUGCAGCGGAUAUAGUUGUUGCUGUAAGCGGAGGGAUGGAUGUAAUGACUGUCACUAGUGGCUUUGUUAAGAACACAACUCUCAAACCUCACAGUGAGACCAAUGGACAAAGUGGUUUUAACUGUUUGGGGAAUUGGAACGGGCCGCAAUUAGAGACGAGGCUACCACAACCACAAUCAAACAGGAAGCCACAGCCUCCACCGUCGGCCUUUCUUCAGCCCCAGCUCCAACCUCAGAGUCAAACCCAGCCUGACCCUCCACCCCGGUCACAACUGCUGCCACUGGAGACUUUUUUGACUAAAGCUCCAACACUAACCACCAGAGAGACAAACGGGGAUAUCGGACGCCAAAAUAACCUCAACUCCCACCCCAAUGCCUCGACUGCAAGUGCCGGGCCGAUGGAGAAGCUGUGUCCCUCUGUGGGGGAGAAAUCUGGGCCACAGACCACAAACCCGCUCUGUGGGGCUCUAGGGGUCCCCUCACAGCCUCAUCCCAGUUUGGGAUUCACAGAUACUGGACAGCAAGGGCCCUCCGUCGCCCCUGAUAUCCAUACAGUAACACUGCAGCUGUCAAAGUCCCAGGUAGAGGACGUUCUACCUCCAGUGUUCUCGGUCACCCCUAAAGGCAGCGGGGCUGGGUACGGCGUGGGCUUUGACCUGGAUGACCUUCUCAACCAGUCUCUCACAGACCUGCAACACUGUGACCGGGACAGCUACGACUCGGCCCCCCUCUCGGCCUCCCUGUUAUCUGAUUGGAGCGAGGUUCACCGCAUGACUCCAGCUGAUCUUGAAUCGCUGCAGCAGGAGUUGCAACUCGGCUCUCCCAUGAUCCUCUCUGAUACCAUUCCCCCUGAUGCCUGACUUUCCCUUCCUGGAAUUC
This is a messenger RNA of Plectropomus leopardus (leopard coralgrouper), 3539 nucleotides long. RefSeq names its product mitogen-activated protein kinase 7 (gene mapk7). Gene Ontology annotation, molecular function: MAP kinase activity; ATP binding. The record is from RefSeq and is a predicted model, not a curated record. Lineage: Eukaryota; Metazoa; Chordata; Actinopteri; Perciformes; Serranidae. Gene Ontology annotation, biological process: protein phosphorylation.